This is a messenger RNA of Lodderomyces elongisporus, 759 nucleotides long. RefSeq lists its product as uncharacterized. The record is from RefSeq and is a predicted model, not a curated record. The transcript has a single exon. Bases 1 to 759 code for a protein of 252 amino acids. NCBI's taxonomy places the organism in Eukaryota, Fungi, Ascomycota, Pichiomycetes, Serinales, Debaryomycetaceae.
AUGUCUUCAAAGAGGGCAACCGUUGAGACAGAUGAUACAGAUUAUUCAAGUGACACUGACCAUUUUAUUGCACAUCUUCGUGAUUCUAAGAAAUCUUGUCGAUCUCGAGGAUGCAAACAUUCUUGUACAAAAGAAGUAAAUGAUUCGCCUGAGGAUAAUAUAAUAAAGAGUGCAUCUAUAUUAGAGCUUGAAUCAAUCACUUUAAAGCAACUGUUGGAGGAAACAAAAACCUUGUUAAAGGAAUUUCCAAAGGAGGAUGUAUCCUCUUUUGCAACCAAAAUUCAAAAUCUCGAAACUCGAAUGGAUAAUGUGACAACUACUAUAAAUGAUAGUUUCUACUGUAAUGACACUAAAGGUGAAAACGAGAAAAAGUAUGCAACUGUAAUGGAAGAAAUUGAAAAAGUUAAGGACAACACUGUGGUGUUGUCAAAGUCGACCACGUUAACAACGGAAGAAUUAGAAAAGACACUCAAAACGGUGAAAGCAACUCAGAGUUCAAUUAGAUCAAUAAAUGCAAAGCAGAAAAAUAUGCAAAAUAUGAUAAACGAUCAAAGAAAUUUAUAUAAUCAGUUGAUUAUUAAGCAAGACUGCUUGGAAAAAUCCAUAAGCGAUAUUCAAUUAUUCUUACAAUUAAUGUUACCGCGUUUGAUAAAAGUGGAGAAUGCUGUUUUUAACUUGCAAACUGGCGACAUUCAAGGAGAAGGCAGUCAAGAUGGUGAAAAUUACUCUAAGAUGAAGAAAAAGAGAAAGCUCGAUUAA